Metopolophium dirhodum (rose-grain aphid) is the source of this 542-nucleotide messenger RNA. RefSeq lists its product as uncharacterized. Bases 224 to 532 code for a protein of 102 amino acids. NCBI's taxonomy places the organism in Eukaryota, Metazoa, Arthropoda, Insecta, Hemiptera, Aphididae. The record is from RefSeq and is a predicted model, not a curated record. The transcript has a single exon.
CGACGCGUUCUUGCCGCAUGCGUUAAAAUAAAUUGCGGUGACGCCGCAAUAACAUAUCGGGCCACACGAUGCGUUGCAUUGCGUUGUGACCGGAUGCGUUAGGUAUAUUUUUAAAAUUUUCUAAUAUAUCAAGUCUAAAUUUGGGAACUCAAAAUUAAUUUAGAAUGAAAAAUUAAUUUAGUUUCAAUCUAGACUUGGUAUCAGAAGGUCGAUAGUAUAUACCAUGUCCAAUAAAAGAUUGUUGAAAGUGUUGUGUGCGGCAGAAGCUGCUGGAGAAUUGGAUGAACCUACUACUUCAAAACGAAGAUACUGGGUACAUCCCUUAAAUUCUGAUAGAGAAAAAAAUAAUAACUUUUUAGAAUUUUAUGGAAAUAUACGAAAGCACCCAGAAAAGUUUUUCGAGUAUUAUCGAAUGUCGGUUAGGUCAUUCGAUGAACUCUUGGCUAAGAUUCGUCAACAUUUAACUAAAGAAGUUACUAACAUGCGUAAUCCUUUAAGUCCGGAGGUUAGACUGACGGUGACUAUAAGGUAAGUCGAUAAAA